AUGUCAGAUAUCGGGGACUGGUUUAAAAACAUACCUGUCAUCACCCGGUACUGGUUUGCUGGGUCAAUCAUAGUUCCUCUCAUCGGAAAAUUAGGGCUUGUUAGCCCCUUGUACCUCGUUCUAUGGCCAGAGUAUUUCUUCCACAAAUUUCAGAUAUGGAGACCAGUAUCCUCAACGCUCUACUUCCCUGUUGGCCCUGGAACGGGAUUCCUCUACUUGGUCAACCUCUAUUUCAUGUACCAGUACUCUACCAGGCUGGAGACAGGUGCCUUUGAUGGGAGACCAGCGGAUUACAUAUUCAUGCUGCUGUUCAACUGGAUUUGCAUUGUUAUAACAGGACUGAUGAUGGACAUGCAGCUCUUGAUGAUUCCUCUGAUCAUGUCCGUGCUGUACGUCUGGGCCCAGCUGAACAGGGACAUGAUCGUCUCCUUCUGGUUCGGAACCAGAUUCAAGGCGCGUUAUCUCCCUUGGGUCAUUCUUGGGUUUAACUACAUCAUUGGAGGCUCGGUGGUCAACGAGCUGAUUGGAAACCUUGUUGGGCAUCUGUACUUCUUCUUGAUGUUUAAAUACCCCAUGGAUUUGGGCGGCAGGGUUUUCCUUUCCACCCCACAGUUUCUGUACCGCUUUUUCCCCAGCAGAAGAGGUGGAGUCUCUGGAUUUGGGGUCCCGCCCCCCAGCAGGAGACCGGCAGCCCAGGAGCAGGGAGGGGUCGGCGGGGGCCGCCAUAACUGGGGCCAGGGCUUCCGACUGGGGGACGACUGAGGUGCCGGGGAGGGGGCAGCAGUGGCGGCUUCUCCAUCGGCAAAGACUUUGAUUUUACUGUGCAGGUGGAAAAGGAGAAGGACGUGCUUAGGAUAUUAUUUUUCGUAGAUUGUACCCCACCCCACCUCCCCACCCCUCCCCCGGACAGGUGUAAGAUUUGUCUGCUGGCAGUGUGACACCUGCAGAUCAGCAUGUGAUUCUGGUUUGGUUAUGUCUGUACUCUUUAAUGAUGACAUAUCGUAUUUCCCUGUAAUUAAAGAGGUCCCUCAUGUGUAGCAUCAAGAGCUCAAUAACAGCAUUCAGGCGGUAAGAACGCUGCGUAUAAACUCUCCUUCGACCGCAAGAAGGACACAAGCUUCCUUGCCCGCCUGAGAACUCACUGUGUGAGGGGGCAACGAGACCAGCAAUUUGUGGCUUAAAGAAAGAUGUUUUUUCUAAAGGCUUUCUUAACGCUGAAAUGUUUUUCUGCCAUUAGUGAGCCGUCGUUUUGAGGUAGCAAAACACUGUCCGCUGUCCAAAACAUAAUGGGGGGGUUGCCUUUUUUUUUUUUUUAAUAAAUGUUUAUUUGUAUUUUUAUGCUGAUUUGUGAUCUCAAAAAAUCAGUUGCUUUUUGAGGCAGAAACAGCGCUGCGUUGGGGCUUCUGCAGCUCGACGGCGGGCGUGGCUCCAGCCGGUCGAGAGGAGCGUAGCGUUGGGAUCUCUGUAAAACCGUGCCAUAUCGUACCCAGCCACUCUCCUUGCGCUCUGCGACGGGGAAGCUUAAUGAAAAUGUAACGGAAAUGCAUCGCGAAGGACAGGGGGGGCAUGUGCUCUGUAGAUUUAAAAAUAGCACUGAAUUCUGGGAAAUAGUACCAGUUCAGGAAGAUAAACGAGCCGACGUAUGGUGCCCGAAUACCGUUUCCAAGGGGAAGGCAUCUCAGAAUGUUGCGGUUGGCUGAUUCAUCUGGCACGGGAUUCAUAGCUAGUCCAUAACGGAGGCUAGUCUGUAUGUACAAAAUUCACUGUAUAAAAAAAGGUAUGUUUCCCUGUCAUGUCUUUAGACUGAAAAUGGGUUGUGUACAUUACUGGCAGGCUUUGUUCACAAAGGAAAUUUUUCAGCCUAGACACUUGUAAAAAUAAAAGGUUAAACAAAUAUGCAUACUUUUAAGAUUGACACCUAUACAUACAUGCAUAUAUUUCAUCUCUUGAUUUAUCCUAUUUUAAUGAGAACUGAUAAAUGAUUGGCCAUUGGUGAAUGAACCAUUAGCCAAUUGGUACUUUUGCUGAUUGUUUUGCCAUUUGCAAAUCUCUAAACAUAAUUUUAUUAAUUUUCCAAUAUGAAUGUAGAGCGCGUAGUCUGAGAUUACUCUCGGAGGUGGUCUUUGUAUAAUUGUAAUAUUCCUACACGUCCGAUUCAUGCAGUGUUUAAUAAAACAUUUUCAUGCA
Messenger RNA from Anguilla anguilla (European eel), 2187 nucleotides. It is a transcript of the gene derl1, whose product is annotated as derlin 1. Gene Ontology annotation, biological process: endoplasmic reticulum unfolded protein response. Lineage: Eukaryota; Metazoa; Chordata; Actinopteri; Anguilliformes; Anguillidae. The record is from RefSeq and is a predicted model, not a curated record. Gene Ontology annotation, molecular function: ubiquitin-specific protease binding; misfolded protein binding. The transcript is spliced from 8 exons. Bases 1 to 762 code for a protein of 253 amino acids. Gene Ontology annotation, cellular component: Hrd1p ubiquitin ligase ERAD-L complex; endoplasmic reticulum membrane.